CUCAGAGCGACACUCCUUCUGCUGAUUCAGCCAUUCUUCUCGAUUGCACUGACACAUUUCUUUUUCUGUCUUUCCUCCGAAGACUUCAUCGACGGCUCAAGCAGUUGUCAAUCAGCCCCCCUGAAUUGAAGUCACACCGAACUUGACAGAAGUCUUCUCAUCUAAGUCCAGGUUUCAGCGGCUUUGAAACAGUUCCAGUGCAGUGCAGAUAAGGCGGCGAUAAGGACGGCCCUGGGCUGCCUCGACAGGACCGUUGUGAAAGUGUUGAGGUCUUCUGAGCAGGAAUGCAAUGACAGGUCUGGACCUGCACUUCCGCAUUUAACAGGAAGAAGUGAAGAGCCAGAGCAACAGAUGCAAUCCACAUCAACACACCCAAAUGAGCCUGCAUGUAACUGUUUUUCGGUGGUGAGCCUGGUUUGAGAAUAACAUUUUGAGUUGGAGCUGGUUUCCAUGAAGCUUUUGUCUUGAAACUAACUGGUGAAAAGCGGAUUAAAAACAUUCGAAAAGGUGAACGACAUAGACGCCAUGUUCACCGACCUGCUGGGGGAGAUGGACCUCCUCACACAGAGUCUCGAUCAACCAACAGUCGCUCCUGAACCCCUCCCCAUCCCCAGCACCACUGAAAUGAACUACUCCAUUGGAUUCACAGACCUUAAUGAGUCCCUCCAUGAACUGGAAGACCAUGAUUUGGAUGCUCUCAUGGCCGUUUUGGUAGCCGACAUCAAUGCAACGGAAGAGAAACUCACGGCGAAGAUGAACGAUCAGAAGGUGUUACCACCGCCCCCAUCAGACCUGCCGGCCCCACCUAAGGGCAUGAGCACCUACUCUGCUUCCUCCAUCGCUUCCCCAACAUCACCCGCGAGCAGCACCGGCAGCAAUGUUAGCACCCCAGCCUCCUCCUCCGCCUCCCCAUUGCCACCUCCGCCUCCUCAGUCUGCAAAGCCUACAAUGGAGGAAAUCGAAGCGCAGAUUAAAGCGGACAAAAUCAAGCUGGCUCUCGAGAAGCUCAAAGAAGCUAAAGUGAAAAAGCUGGUGGUGAAGGUGCUGUUGACUGACGGCAGCUCAAAGACCCUGAUGGUGGACGAGAGGCAGAACGUCAGGGAGGUUCUGGACAAUCUGUUUGAGAAGACUCACUGCGACUGCAGUGUGGACUGGAGCCUGUGUGAGACCAACUAUGAACUGAAUCUUGAACGGACGUUUGAAGACCACGAGAACCUUGUGGAGCCUCUGUUAGCGUGGGCGAGGGACACCAUGAAUAAAGUCCUCUUUCAGGAGCGGACAGAGAAGAAUGAGAUGUUCAGAAACCCACAGAACUUCUAUCUAUGGAAGAAAGAUCAGAAAGCUCUCAAAGAAAUAAAAGACAAAGACAAGGAGUUGCUAGUACAGGAGAACUUCUGCGGGACUUCUGUCAUCGUGCCCGAUCUCGAGGCCGUGCUGCACCUCAAAGAAGACGGCAAGAAGUCCUGGAAGCAGCGGCUCUUCCAGCUGAGGGCCUCGGGGAUUUAUUACGUGCCCAAAGGGAAGACAAAGUCAUCCCGUGACCUUGUCUGCUUUGUCCAGUUUGACAAUAUGAACGUGUACUACGGCAAAGACUUCAAGACCAGAUACAAAGCUCCAACUGACUUCUGCUUUGUCCUGAAGCAUCCUCAGAUCCAGAAAGACUCUCAGUACAUCAAGUACCUGUGCUGUGAUGAUGCUUGGACCAUGAACCUUUGGGUGACAGGAAUACGCAUCGCAAAGUACGGUGCGUCGUUGCAUGAAAACUUUAAAGCAGCAGAGAAGGCUGCCGUCAGCUCCGUGUGGGCCAACCGCAGCACGCCAUCGAGCUCCAGUUCAUCAACACCUUCUCCCACCAUCACAGCUAAAUCACCAAGCCAGGCCAAUGGUCACGCUCCGAAGCCCCAACCAGGACCUGUGUCUCAGGACUUUGGAAACGUCCCUCCUCCACCUCCCCCUCCACCAAUGGCGAAUAUUCUCCCCCCACCUCCUCCUGACACGUUCCUUCCCCCUGCGCCUCCUCCUCUGGCACGCAAGAACUCAGCAAAACCUCCUCCUCCCCAGCGACACCUGCCUACAAACUUCCCUCCACCUCCACCUGCAAUGGACAACCUCCCUCCUCCACCACCGCCCCCACCAAUGGACGACGCCUCAGAGGCCCCGCCGGACUUCCUCCCGCCCCCUCCUCCCGCCGCGGGCUUUGGUUCUCUUCCACCUCCUCCUCCACCUAUUAACUCCUUCCCACCACCUCCUCCCCCUGGUAGUUUUGGAGGUAUGGGCCGAUCUUUGCCACCUCCACCUCCUGAUCCGGGCUUUUUACCACCACCUCCACCUCAGCCAGUGUUUACAGGAGCCGGCGCCCCUCCUCCACCUCCUCCCCCGCCGCCGCCUCCAAUGGCCGCCGCUCCAAGAGCACCAGUUAGACCGUCAGUGAAGAAGAUUCCUCCUGCCACACCUAAGCGUACGACACCAUCGCUACAAGGAGGUGGAGGAGGAGGAGGUGGAGGUGGUGGAGACUUCAUGUCAGAACUGAUGCUGGCCAUGAACAAAAAGCGAAGUACUUAGGCUGAACCAGGAAUUUGUGGUCAAGUCAAGCUGCGUUCGCACAACUAACUUUAUCAGCCUCGACUUGAUUUCAGAAAGAAACAUCUCCAACAUGAAGUGAGACGUCAUCUUUUUUUCUAAACCACCUUUCUCCAGAAAUAAAAGCUCAUUAAGCAGG
Molecule: messenger RNA, 2719 nt
Organism: Labrus mixtus (cuckoo wrasse)
Lineage: Eukaryota; Metazoa; Chordata; Actinopteri; Labriformes; Labridae
Gene: apbb1ip
Product: amyloid beta (A4) precursor protein-binding, family B, member 1 interacting protein
Exons: 14
Coding region: 526-2562 (678 amino acids)
Biological process (GO): signal transduction
Cellular component (GO): plasma membrane; cytosol
Source: RefSeq, a predicted model, not a curated record